Messenger RNA from Cinara cedri, 159 nucleotides. Lineage: Eukaryota; Metazoa; Arthropoda; Insecta; Hemiptera; Aphididae. The record is from the annotation of a GenBank genome assembly.
AUGUCUGCAAGAGGCGAUAUUAGCAGUCAACAGUACGACGAAACAAAUGAUAUUGCAGCCGCAUCGGAAAAGGACAGGAAUAUGAAUUCAUCAAAGCUGAGUGGCUCUGGUGACAGUAUUAAUGAGGUGUCGGAUUGUCACAAUUUUGCGCAGACAUAA